Messenger RNA from Cinara cedri, 708 nucleotides. The record is from the annotation of a GenBank genome assembly. NCBI's taxonomy places the organism in Eukaryota, Metazoa, Arthropoda, Insecta, Hemiptera, Aphididae.
AUGGGGGCCAACAUGGGUAAAAGCUCAGCGUCCUUACUGGAUGCACUUCCUACACCACAAAGUAGUUUACAUGUGGUUAUGUUGGGCCUAGAUAGUGCAGGUAAAACCACAGCUCUCUACAGACUUAAAUUCAACCAGUACCUCAAUACAGUUCCUACUAUUGGGUUUAACUGCGAAAAAGUAAAAGGAACUGUUGGAAGAGCUAGAGGUCAGACAUUCCUUGUAUGGGAUGUUGGUGGCCAAGAAAAACUUAGACCUUUGUGGAAAAGUUAUACAAGGUAAAUAAAAUAAAUUCAAGUUUGAUUUAUCAUUAAUUAAUUUUAGAUUAAGACGUUUAAUUUUCUUGAACUCUUGAAUAAUUUUUAAAAUAUGAACUUUAGGUGUACUGAUGGCAUACUAUUUGUUGUGGAUAGUGUAGACAUAGAACGAAUGGAAGAAGCGAAAAUGGAACUAGCUCGUACCGCAAGAGCUCCAGAAAAUACAGGUGUACCCAUUUUAGUAUUAGCAAAUAAACAAGAUUUGCCUGCCGCACGAGAUUCAGCCGAAUUAGAAAGACUAUUAGGUUUAAAUGAACUUAAUCAUUUGUGGCAUAUUCAAGCUGCUUGUGCUAUAACUGGAGAUGGCCUUCAGGAAGGUUUAGAUGCGUUAUAUGAAAUGAUAAUAAAACGCAGAAAAUUAGCAAAACAAGUAAAAAAGAAAACUCGAUAA